This is a messenger RNA of Balaenoptera musculus (blue whale), 6100 nucleotides long. It is a transcript of the gene CSNK1A1, whose product is annotated as casein kinase 1 alpha 1. NCBI's taxonomy places the organism in Eukaryota, Metazoa, Chordata, Mammalia, Artiodactyla, Balaenopteridae. Gene Ontology annotation, biological process: negative regulation of canonical Wnt signaling pathway; signal transduction; peptidyl-serine phosphorylation. The transcript is spliced from 11 exons. Bases 692 to 1789 code for a protein of 365 amino acids. Gene Ontology annotation, molecular function: protein serine/threonine kinase activity; ATP binding. The record is from RefSeq and is a predicted model, not a curated record. Gene Ontology annotation, cellular component: cytoplasm; nucleus.
GCAGUGGAACAGCCAACGACCGGAAGUGGAAAGGAGGCCUGGGCGGGGAUGAGGAGGCGCCACGGCACGCUUGCGCAGUCAGCGGGGUUGCAGUACGCGUGCGCAGUUGGGCGGUGACGGGGUGACGCUCGGAGCGUGGGCCGUGACUCUCACGGAUCCGGUUCCGCCCUCCCUUCUCGCUGUCGACCCUCCGGGACUAGCGCCCGCAAUCCUUUUCCCACAGUGCUCUGCGCCGUGAAGAAGCGGCUCCCGAGCGCUGGGGGCAUUUUGUGUUGGCUGGAGCCGGGGUAACAAGAUGGCGGCGUCGGCGGAGUGACAGGGGUACCCCCGGGGCGGGAGCCGGCGGCAGUGGUGGCAGCGGUAUCGCCGCCCUAACUCACCGCUCUCCUUUUCCAGCCCGCGACGUCGCCGCGAAAGUGAGGCAGCGGCGGCCGCCAGAAGCAAGUGGCCCAGCCUGGUUACCGUGAGAACCCCCUCAACAAUCUGCGGCCUGGCAAAAAGAAACCUGACAGCAGCGGUGAUUAGGUUCCCCUUGGCCGACUCUGGGCCCUGUAACGCCAAGAAAAGAGCCAGCGUUUUCUGCUUCCUGCCUCCCUCCGGAGCCUUGCUCCGUGGACGAGCCCUAGAGGUCUCCCGUUCUCCCCUUAGAGGUGUCGGGGCUUAGCCCCAGCCUCCAUCUUCGUCUCGCAGGAUGGCGAGCAGCAGCGGCUCCAAGGCCGAAUUCAUUGUCGGAGGGAAAUAUAAACUGGUACGGAAGAUCGGGUCUGGCUCCUUCGGUGACAUUUAUCUGGCGAUCAACAUCACCAACGGCGAGGAAGUGGCAGUGAAGCUAGAAUCUCAGAAGGCCAGGCAUCCCCAGUUGCUGUACGAGAGCAAACUCUAUAAGAUUCUUCAAGGUGGGGUUGGCAUCCCCCACAUACGGUGGUAUGGUCAGGAAAAAGACUACAAUGUGCUAGUCAUGGAUCUUCUUGGACCCAGCCUUGAAGACCUCUUCAAUUUCUGUUCAAGAAGGUUCACAAUGAAAACUGUACUUAUGUUAGCUGACCAGAUGAUCAGUAGAAUUGAAUAUGUGCAUACAAAGAAUUUUAUACACAGAGACAUUAAACCAGAUAACUUCUUAAUGGGUAUUGGGCGUCACUGUAAUAAGUGUUUAGAAUCUCCAGUGGGGAAGAGGAAAAGAAGCAUGACUGUUAGUACUUCUCAGGACCCAUCUUUCUCAGGAUUAAACCAGUUAUUCCUUAUUGAUUUUGGUUUGGCCAAAAAGUACAGAGACAACAGGACAAGGCAACACAUACCAUAUAGAGAAGAUAAAAAUCUCACUGGCACUGCUCGAUAUGCUAGCAUCAAUGCACAUCUUGGUAUUGAACAGAGUCGCCGAGAUGACAUGGAAUCAUUAGGAUAUGUUUUGAUGUAUUUUAAUAGAACCAGCCUGCCAUGGCAAGGACUAAAGGCUGCAACAAAGAAGCAAAAGUAUGAAAAAAUUAGUGAAAAGAAGAUGUCCACACCUGUUGAAGUUUUAUGUAAGGGAUUUCCUGCAGAAUUUGCCAUGUACUUAAACUAUUGCCGUGGGCUGCGCUUUGAGGAAGCCCCGGAUUACAUGUACCUGAGGCAGCUAUUCCGCAUUCUUUUCAGGACCCUGAAUCACCAAUAUGACUACACAUUUGAUUGGACAAUGUUAAAGCAGAAAGCAGCACAGCAGGCAGCCUCUUCAAGUGGGCAGGGUCAGCAGGCCCAAACCCCCACAGGCAAGCAAACUGACAAAACCAAGAGUAACAUGAAAGGUUUCUAAGCAUGAAUCAAGGAACAGAAGAAGCAGAGCAGAUGAUCGGAGCAGCAUUUGUUUCUCCCCAAAUCUAGAAAUUUUAGUUCAUUAUGUACACUAGCCAGUGGUUGUGGACAACCAUUUACUUGGUGUAAAGAACUUAAUUUCAGUAUAAACUGGCUCUGGGCAGCACUGGUGAUGCUGUGUCCUGAGUUGUAGCCGCUGUAAUUGUGAAUAUUAACUGAGAUAGUGAAACAUGGUGUCCAGUUUUCUAUUGCAUUUUUUCAAGUGGAAAAGUUAACUAAAUGGUUGACACACAAAUUGGUGGAGAAAUUGUGCAUAUGCCAAUUUUUUGUUAAGAUCUUUUAUUUUGAACUAUACUGCUUUGAGAUCUCAUUUCAGAAGAACGGCAUGAACAGUCUUCAGCCACAGUUGUGAUGGUUGUAAAUGCUCACAAUUGUGCAUUCUUAGGGUUUAUCCAUCCCUGGGGUUUGCAAGUUGUUCACUUAAAACAUUCUUAAAAUGGUUGGCUUCUUGUUUGCAAGCCAGCUGAUAAGGUAGCAACCAAAGAUUCCAGUGUUUGAGCAUAUGAAAGACUCUGCCUGCUUAACUGUGCUAGAAAUAACAGCAUCUAAAGUGAAGACUUAAGAAAAACUUAGUGACUACUAGAUUAUCCUUAGGACUCUGCAUUAACUCUAUAAUGUUCUUGGUAUUAAAAAAACAAGAAAAAAGCAUAUUUGUCACAGAAAUUUAGUUAACAUCUUAAACUGAACAUGUAUGUAUGUUGCUUAGAUAAAUGUAAUCACUGUAAACAUCUAUAUGAUCUGGGAUUUUGUUUUAUUUUGAAAUGGGAGCUUUUUUGUUUACAAGUUCAUUAAAAACUAUAAACUGUUUCUGUAAGGAAAUGAGAUUUUUUAAAACAAAAAAAAAUGCCUUGCUGACUCACUACGAAAUCAAAAUCUCCCCAAUUUUUUAAUAGACUACUUCAAGCCAUUUGUUACGUAAUAUUCCUUUGCGAAUCAUUUUAGAUUUAGUGUCAUGACUUUUUCUCAAAUUUUUUAUUUAAAAAUAUUUUUUUUCCCUGAAGCGGAAAGGCAUUCUUUCAUUUUUCUUUUUUUUUAUGACUUGUAGGCACAAUACCUAGUGCUGCAGCUGCAACUGCCAGGACUUGGUAUUGUAACUUUUGCAGCCUCAGACUAACACCUGGACUGAUUUGAAUAAGAAUGAAAGCGUUAAAGGGUUUAACUACAAAAUGAAACUAUUGUUUAAAUUCCUUGUUGAUUGGCUCUAAGCAGAUUGACUCCUAACCUUGGAGAGCAUCAUACCCUGUGAGGUCCUUGUGACUGCUGACCCUCCCUAUCCCCCACCCAUUUCUAUAAAUUACCUGCAGUUCAUCUCUCAGUCUUAUGUGUGGCUCUUUUCUUUUUCUGACCCAAGAGAAAGAAAAGCUUAAUAACUAAUUCUUUAGUGUAAUUUAUUCAUUUAUAGCACAUCAGGAUAAGUUAAAAGAACUUUUGUCUAAAAAUGCUGCCAGGCGCCUAUUUGUGUAAAUGUAGGUAUUUUGUAAAAUAACCUUGAAAUUGUAAAUUGACAUGUGUUUGGUCAGAUUGUGUCAGGUUUGUUUUCUUCCUUUUUUUUUUCUUUUUUUUUCUUUUCAUUUGAAAACUAUGUUAGCAAUAAUUAAUUCAAUGAUGACCACAUUUUGCCAUUAAAAGAUAUAUUAGCACCAUCAUACUGCAGAAAUCUUAAUGAGUAUGAACUUUGGGGUAGGCAGCUUCUUUGUUUCCUUCUAUCCACCCGUGUUGGUUAAGGUAUUUGUUUCUUGACUAAUAAACCCUUUGAUACUUUUAGCCAGAAAUCAGUCUCAUAAAGCUAUUUUUGAGUAUAGUUUGUGUAAAAUAAAAACGUUUAGCUUUGGUAAUAACUUUUCCAAGCUGAACUCCCUCUAGCAAGAUAUUUUUCAGUGCUUUUAUUUACUAUGCACUUAGACUAUGCACUUUUUCUGAAAUAUUUUUGUAACACUUUUUUGUAUUUUUGCCAUUUGAAAAGGUUGUGGUGUAGUUGGUCUGUAAUUAAGUUGCAGAUUUAAAACUGCUGUUAGCUUUGUAAAUCAAAAUAUAGGUGUUUUUGUCCUGGUAUAUUGUCAUUCCAUCUACAGCUGGAGCUGGAAUACCAUUGAUCUUCUAGCUACCAUUCAUUUUCUUCACAGUUCACAAAAGAAGAAUGUGAAAUUCAGUGAAUGCUGUUACUAAUCCUGUCGGGAGAUGAAUCUCAUUUCACCAAAAUUAAAUUAUGUUUUUCCACUAAAAUGAUGAUACAAGUUGAAGACACAUCACUCUGAAAUUGGAAGACCUCACCACUUAAGGCUCCGCAGUGGCUUACUCAGCUGAACUCUAGGUUACUACUCUUUACUUUGUUCACCCAUUGGGGGGUGCAGUUUUUUAAAUGUUGGGAGAUGGCCAUUCUAACUACUGUUGAAUGUCUCUGUUUUGGGAAGGUAUAACAAGAAAAUAAAAAAGAAUAUAUAUGAAGGGAGAGACUGGUUAUCUCCUCCCAUACGGUUGUGCUCAUGCUCCUAUGGCCUGCAAGUGGAAUUUUGGAGGGUUGCUUUUACUAUUAUUUUCUAUCAACAAAUAUUAAGAGAUUUUUCCUAUUUCUACUAGUCCUUGCAAUGUUUUGAGCAGAUUAUACUUUAAUAAUUAUAAAUUUAAUUCCAUUAUAAUAAAAAUACCAAACAAAAGGAUUUUAGAAUCCAAGCCACUGAGCUAGUUUUCUCUUAACAUUUGCUGAAAUAUUGAGAUUAUGUUCUUGUAACUUGACUAGAGUGAACCAUGGGAAGGGGUGGCCUAGAUGUUUUCAGCUUAGCUCCUAAAAAUUCGCCAGUAGUUUGUGAGAUGAGAUAGUUGACUCUUUCUGAGCCAGACUGAUAGCAGUAUUUUAGGUUUUCUCUUUGUCAGUUUUCAAGACAAUGAUAACCGUGUGACCAACAUGUAAGUAGGUCUGUGAGCUAUAGUAAAAUGUUACAAACAUAAAAAUUUUAGGUAUCUCAGAUGUGCUGUUCCUUUUGAAGUGAGACUAUACUAUAAUCACGUGAUGGUUGCUCACAACAUUUGGGGGAUCCCCCCAAAAAAACUUCCACUCUUCUCUGGAAUACAUUUAUUGACAAACUUUUAGUGCACUUCUCAUCUUUCAAACAGCCUAAGAUGGCGAUGAAUUGAGUGUACUUGAUCUAGUCAGGCUAUGCAUUUUGUAUUUAAUCAUCAAAUAGUAUAUUGUUGAAGUAAAAUGAUUUAUAUUCUGAAAUGACGUGUUAGGCCAGUUUUGAGGACAUAUGCAAAUGGUACAGUGGAAAUGUUGAGCAAUAUCAGAGCUGUUAGAGAAGCUAGCUGUCCCAAGACACAUUUUAAGUUGGUCAAAUUCACUGUGUCUGUUGCUUGGGGCUGUGGACCCACGGUGGCUGGAGUUCUACAAUGAGAACAAAGGUGCAGCAAGUUUGAGAGACCUGGGAAUUCACACUUAAUUCUGUUGUUUGGUCUCUGCUCCUUUUCAGCCAGGUGGGGCAAAUUGGUUCAUUAUACCUUUUACUUUUACCAAACCAGAUCCCUUAAAGAGGUUUUUCAAGAAACUCCUACUGUGUUGUUGCCUUUCAUGUACAUCUAUCUGGAUUGAAAUUUUGAAGAAAUGUUUGUAAUAUUAAUGAUUGUUUUUAGUAUUGGGAGCAAUGUUGAGAUAUUUGGUGUCAGUACCACCCAGGACCUGAGAGUCAAAGCACCUAACUCAUUAGAUGACUUCUACAUGAGUAGAAGAGUAAAAUGGAGGUGGAGAAAGUCUUAAAGAGACCAAUAGAUCCAUGUCGUUCAUCAUGAGGAGGCUAGCCAGAGCAAUAUAAAUCAUAGUUAUUCGUCUGAUAGUUAAAUUAAGGAUUUUUAUCUGGCCAUUUAUCAUUCCAAUCAUGUACAUUUUUCAUAGGUAAAUAUUUGUAAGAAGAGCUUGAAGAAAUGAUUUUAGCUGUUUUCCAUCACAGUGCACCUUCCAGUUUGACUUUAGGAUGUCAGAAACUGCACCAGCUGCAGAAUUCAAAGGUGACCAAGAUAAUUCCAUUUUAACAACUCACGGUGUAGUAGAGGAGAUAGCAAUUUUGUGCCCCUAAGUUACCAUUACUAAAAAGUGAGCAUUUGGAUGCCGUGGGAGCACUUAGCAGGGACAUCUAACUCUUGGUGGUGUUUAAGGCUUUUGGAAGAGUAGGCUGGAAGUCCAAGCGAGUGUGGGAGCAGAUUCAUUAGAUGGGGAGCAGCAAAUGAAAGAUGUGAAAUACAGAUAGGUGUGGCAGGUAGAGAA